This is a messenger RNA of Mercurialis annua (annual mercury), 1221 nucleotides long. RefSeq lists its product as uncharacterized. The transcript is spliced from 3 exons. The coding region runs from base 1 to 1221 and encodes 406 amino acids. Lineage: Eukaryota; Viridiplantae; Streptophyta; Magnoliopsida; Malpighiales; Euphorbiaceae. The record is from RefSeq and is a predicted model, not a curated record. Gene Ontology annotation, molecular function: nucleic acid binding.
AUGAAUGGAAGAUCAGACGAAUUGGCAAAGUGGGCAGCAACAAAGAAUUACAACUCAAUGAGAAACAUCCCUCAUGAAAUCAAACGACGGCCUAGCUUCCAAGAAGAAAUUGAAGAAGGCGAAGUACUGAUAGUAGAAGGAGAAGAAACCUGGAUGACCCCCCUCACAGCAUACUUGGCUAAUGGAAUACUCCCCGAGGAUAGAAAGGAAGCCAAAAGAAUAGUGAUACUAUCAUCAAAGUUCGGAAUAUACAACGGCCAGCUGUACAAACGGUCAUUCACCCAUCCCUGGCUAAGAUGUGUGAACAAAGAAGAAGGAGAGUACAUCAUGAAAGAAUUACAUGAGGGGACCUGCGGAGCACAUGACGGAGCAUCAACACUGGUCAGGAAAGCCCUGCUACAAGGUUAUUAUUGGCCCACGAUGAAAGAACAAGCUACAACGCUAGUAAGGGGAUGCUGGCCUUGCCAGCAAUAUGCUUUGGUACCAAGAAAGCAAGCUUCAGAAAUGAAACCGAUCGGCAGUGCGUGGCCCUUCGCCCAGUGGGGUAUGGAUAUCCUAGGACCUCUCCCUUUGGCUACAGGACAACGGAAGUUCUUGGUAGUGGCAAUCGACCACUUCACUAAGUGGAUAGAAGCAGAACCACUGGUCUGGAAUACCGAAGGUGCUAAUCACAGACAAUGGAAAGCAGUUCGACUCGGCGAAAUUCAGAAAGUUCUGUGCCGAAUAUCAAAUCAAUUUGAGGUUCACCUCGGUUUAUCAUCCACAAUCAAAUGGGCAAACCGAAGUGGCCAACAGGAUUCUACUGGCCGGACUAAAAAGAAGAUUAGACGAAUACAAAGGAAGAUGGAGAUCGGCGCACCCACACCAAGGACAGAGGACAACCAGCUAAACCUAGAAGAAAACGAAGAAGAGCUCAGGAACAAUCUGGAUCUCCUGGUUGAAAAAAUCAACAGAUCAGAUAUCAGGAUGGAAGCCUACAGACAAAAGAUGGCCAAACAUUUCAACAGCCAUGUAAAGAAAAGAAAAUUCAAACUAGGCGACCUCGUCAUGCGGAAGACCGAAGUCAAAAAAGGAGAAGCAGGAAGCGGAAAACUGCAGCCAAACUGGGAAGGACCUUACACCAUCAGCGAGGUCAUUAUGGAAGGAACAUUUAAGCUCACUAACUCCAUGGGAAGAAUCAUACCAAGGACAUGGAACGCCAACAACUUGAGGAAGAUUUAG